AGACAAAAUGCCAUAAACCUGACCUGUUGUCAACCUGACAAUAAACCUUCAACUAUCCAUUUUUUCCUCCCUGUUUUUAUAUAUUUUUUUCUAUUAUGUUUCCUGCGGAUAACGUAAGAACCGACUCCAUGGACAUGAGCACACCGUCCGACGAAUUCAAAAUGAUGCCCUUGAACAAGUUCUGCGUCAAAAGGUUCUUCGAGAUAGGUUUCAUCAACGCUGCCAACAUCGAGGACGAGACCUUCAUAGACAGCUUGGUGGCCCUGAACAAGACCAAACAGGACAUCACCCACGUCACCUUCAUAGACGAGAAAGACGUGAGAAACUUCCUGGUUUCUGUGGCGAACGAGGAGGAAAAUUUGGAAUUUCCACCAUUUUUGAUGGAAGAACUGAAGCAGUUCGUUGAAUACGCGUCUACCAUGGAGCUGAACGAUCCAGAGACAACCAUGGAGUACCAAGCCUACAAGAUAAAGUUCAAGCUGAUACAAACCAUGUACGAACAAUACGCCAACGUGGUUCUUGAAAUGAGGAGACGGGAUAGGUUGAAUAGGGACCUAGACACGCUGGCCGAAAGAAAAUCUACAGCCAGAGGUAAAAAAUCGACCACUGACGUCAAAUCGGGCAGUUCGAGAUCGGGGAAACGACAGGAAAAAGCCGAGAGGGAGGAUUAUACCGAAGUGGAUUUGAUGGAUAGCGAUCUGGUGAUUGACGACGCUGCUAAAAACCAGGUUUACUUCUAUAUACUCCGAGGAUUCAACAGUAUAGACGUAGUGAAAUACCUUCUCAAGAUAUCGGUCAAGCUGUCGUUCAUCGUAAGGUUGUCGGAGUAUGAGGUGGACGAAAAGAAGCAUAUAAAUCAUUUCUGGAGAGAAUACACGUUCGUUAGGAAUUGCCCAUGCGACUAUCUCCAGAACAUAGCCGUGUUCAAGUACCAAGCUCCACCACACCAAGAUGUUAACGCAAUAUUAGAAACAUCCCUGGCAGACCUAACGGAGAUAGUGAAAAAACUGAUAGACUAUAAAAGGUUACACUUCCAUUACAUAAAGAACUUGAAGAUCGUCAACACGAAAUUCACUGAAACAUUUCGAUCUUUCCCCAUUUACGAGAAUAUCAUGAACUCUUACCCUUUAGAAACCGUAACUAUACCCCUAGUGUUAAACAGUAUGCUCCAAGAGGUCCAGAUGAAACUGGAUAAGAAGCUGAAAACAAAUUCGUUUCAUAAACCACUCCCGAAGACCACCAAGCAUAAGACGAGAUGUCCGUUCGAUAUCAGAAGCAUGCUCGAAACCAAGAAGAGGGAGAAAAAGACUGAAAACCGAAAGCAGUCCUUCAGGAUAUACGAGAAAGAUUACGUAAACUUAACGUUUCGGUCUUACGAUAAUGUAGGUGUCCAAUACGUCAGAGACAACCUGGACAUCUUGAAUCUUCAAAUGCCGAUAAUGCUGGCGCGUGAGUGCCAGUCCGAAGAUACGAUAGACGAUUUCCAGGUUCACACCCAUGACGUGGUUAUCCCCAGCGAAGAAGAACCUUGCUUCACGGACGAACAGACCACCCAUUUGAUAAACUUGCUCUACCUGAAAAACAGAUAUUUCCAUGACUACGAGGACCAACAAGUGGUGGGAAACGAGUACACCAAGAACGUUGUCAUCUUCGACAAGAACCAUCACUUGAGGAACAUGCUACCGCACUGUCUGACCGACGAGGUAUGGAAAAUAGACGAACCAUUCAUCGACCACUUUCCCCAGUCAAACCAAUAUGAAUUUUUAAGACCGAUGGCCCUGCACUGGGCGGAAAUGUUGAAACCAGAGGUCUUGUGUCAGCACCUUCUGGAGUCGGAACUGAAAUUUUUGUGUUGCGACUACAUACACUGCAAACUUACGAAUUCGCUGAUAGUCAGAUAUCACAACAACGUGAAUUCCUUCGGUCUUCACACGAAGGUUUGGAGGGAGUAUCUGAGGACCCCUGUAGGUCUGGGGGAUUUUUGUAGGUUCACCUUGGUGGACGAUUAUGAUUGGCUGAAGGAGAACGGGAUCUAUCCUCAGGUCACCUACGUGGAGGUGGCUAAAAUGAUGGAAGAGCACACUGCCAUGUACCAGUAUGGAGACCCAGCGAACAGGGAUUACCGUAGCCUUCUAGUACCCCAGAUACAAUACAGCGUCUCAGAUAUUCGGCAAAGUACCAAAUGCCCCUGCAUCGAAGAAAACGUCUGCGAGAUACUAGAAAGUUGCAAUGGUGAGACUAUAUCAGGGUACCUAGACAUGUCGGCCAACUUAGAAUCCAUCCUGAAAGACUUAGAGGAAUACAACAACGUUGUAGAUUUUUCCGAACACUGCAAAGGUAAGAGCGACCAAGAUUACAGCUUUGCCGCCUAUAAUUUCGGAGUAACUAAGUUCAGCAUCGUGGGACACACGACAGACUUCAUAAGCUUGGACCAUGUUAGGGUAACAGUGGAUACCAGCAGGUUUUGCCAUGAACAGUUCAAGAUGGUAGUCAAAAUCACCACCGACUAUAACAUGUUCGUCAUUCACGUUCCCCAAAAUCGUUUUGGUUGUCACGUUUUCUUAUCCGAUGGUACCAUAGUGGUUUUCUCGAAACCAGUCGUACCAAAAGUGAACGAGGAGAAAUCUGUAGUUCAGGAGGAAGAGUCCAAAUUGACAUUUCUUGAUUUGGACGAGGCGAUUGGAGGUCCGCAGAGGAAAGAUACGAUAGAAUCUGAUUUAUCCGAAUAUUUGCUACACGGACCACCUGGGGAUACGGAGACCACAUUGACCGCUAUAGAUUUCGAACAUUACAGAUCCCAGGAACUUUUUCCUGCGGUCGGUAACAUCGUGAGGAUAUCGCCUAAGGAGAUGUUCAAAACGAACAUAAAGAAGGACAUUGAUCUACUCAAACGACUCCAACAAAACACGAAGUGCCUCAAGGUAUCUUGUAGAAGUUCUGAAAAGAUCGAUCUCAAUCUCAGAAGUAAAAUUCCCGAACGUCAGGUGGCGCUCAGCAGCGUGGUGAAGAGAAUCCUCGACAAACACGCCGAUAUGGAAAAUCGAGAAGCUCCUAAAAGAAAAUGUGUGAUCAAAAACGCCGAGGGUCUGUUCAAAACAAACCCCAUCUACGACUGCACAGUCACAGUUCCUAACGGACUCUGUAUAAGCGUGUUACCAUCAGAAAUACACGACAACACUUCGGUCAUAAAACAGAGCUACGAAUUGCAACCUGGACCCGAAGCUGUGUCAGAUGAAAGUUACAGAAUGUUCACUCACGAUGGUACACUUAUAGUCGGCAAGCUCGAUGGAAGUAUCCACUUAUUGAUGUCCAGUGGGAGAGAGAUAAGGUUCAGCAAGCCCACCAACCUUAAGGACGAGGCGUUCUGCAGGGUUAAGACGCAGAUAACGGAGGAUCUCAUAAGGAAAGCCUUCACCAGAAUGAUGUCGGAUCGUCAAGACCCAGCCGCCUCAGAAUAUUAUAUCAGCAGAAGGGGCCACAUAAAAUCCAAAUACGCGAUCAUAGAGGGAUGCGACAGCUUCAACGAGAUCAGCAAACUGCCCUUCUCGUCCGUGUGCAUGAUCAACUUCGAGGGAGAGAAGAUAACGAUCAAGAACAAAAAGAUAUACAAGUAUCAAUACAGCAGACACACCACCGAGAUCAAUUUUCAGACCGAAGAAAGGUAUUACAGGAGGGAAGACGGUUUUUCCUCUAAAAUCGAUAGGGAUGGUACCCAAUACGUGAAAUUUCCCGACGAAACUGGAAUAAAAACAGUUGUGAGCGUCUCAGAUGAACCGAUUCGUUUCAGUAAGAAAGAUAAGAUGGGUUGGAUCUUGAUAACGUCUACGUUCCUCUAUGAACACCCAUAUUACAAACCGGUUUUCUUCGACAACAUCAAUUUCUACAUUGAGAUCCAAAUGAACGUACAUGACACCCUCCACUUAAACAGUCAGGGUGGUUUCCUAAGUAUGAGAAACUCCACCUAUAUAGAUCUAAAAACGGAUUUUGUAACAUUCACGAAGGAUUGUCACCGCUGUGGCUCACAAUACAAAUGCAGGCUCUUCGUAGAACCACUUUAUCAGAAUAGGAAUCUCAAGGAAGAAAAGGAUUUUUUCGUGGACGUUGAAGACAGUUACAGGAAGACGUUCAAGGCUGAUUUUCAAGGGAAUUGCAAGAUAGAUCCGAAUUAUAUCCAUACAGCAAUGAACGAGAGGAAGUGUCAGCAUUCCAUCCAAACCGAUCAUCAGAAGAUUUACCUCAUCAAGAACAAUCUGGAAGGGAUGGUGCUGUGGAAUGACAAAGCGGCCUCAGCUGCCAUGAGAGAUUCCGAAGACGCGAACAUCCACCAUUUCAACGACGAGAGGAACACCCUGAUAUUUUUAACAAUCACCAGAAACGUCUUCACGAGCUUCAACGAGAGGUUCUUUGGCACAGCGUUGAGGGACGUCGAAAUUCCCUUAACAAAGUCAGACAUUACCAACAACUUAGUCUAUCAAACUACCAGGAACCUCUAUAGUAUGUUCGAAUUGGAUCAAGUGAACGGGCUGAUGAACUGUCUCAAAAAGUUCUUCCAGGAAGAGGUCAUGCGGGAAUUGGCUUUGAGUUUAAGCGCUCUGAAGUUUCACCUGUCGUCAUCCAAGUUCUCCAUUCAUUCCCUCUCCCAGAGUUAUCCGGAGGAGUACGAAAUGCCGUCGAAACCCGUUAUAACCUUACACGAGAAACUGAAGGAAAUCAAUAGGAAGAUUGCUGGCUCAAGGAAGAUAAUGAAGAUGAAAUUGCCGAAUUAUUUUCAUUCGAAAUUCAGCACGUUCGUGGAUACUGAGAGGUCUAGUUUGCUGAGGAUUCAAUCGAGGACAAGUUCUCCGGAUACUGAACUAGUCAAUUGAAUAUUUUAUAUUUUUAUUCUUACAUGUUUAUAUGUUGAUAUUUUUAUUUAUUUUUGGAAUAAAGUCUAAAAGUGAAAUAGG
Molecule: messenger RNA, 4946 nt
Organism: Coccinella septempunctata (seven-spotted ladybird)
Lineage: Eukaryota; Metazoa; Arthropoda; Insecta; Coleoptera; Coccinellidae
Exons: 2
Coding region: 96-4865 (1589 amino acids)
Biological process (GO): epithelial cilium movement involved in extracellular fluid movement; axonemal central apparatus assembly
Cellular component (GO): axonemal central apparatus
Source: RefSeq, a predicted model, not a curated record